Messenger RNA from Cantharellus anzutake, 1134 nucleotides. RefSeq names its product D-lactaldehyde dehydrogenase. Lineage: Eukaryota; Fungi; Basidiomycota; Agaricomycetes; Cantharellales; Hydnaceae. The record is from RefSeq and is a predicted model, not a curated record. The transcript is spliced from 8 exons. Gene Ontology annotation, molecular function: oxidoreductase activity, acting on the CH-OH group of donors, NAD or NADP as acceptor. The coding region runs from base 35 to 1054 and encodes 339 amino acids.
CAGUUUCCCACGCAAUAUCAUUGCAGUUAGCGCUAUGCCAGGAGUUACAGCGCCGUCUAAAGUACUCGUCACGGGAGCCAGCGGUUUCUUAGCUAGCUGGAUCGUCAAGACGCUCCUUGAUCGCGGCUACCGCGUCGUGGGCACGGUUCAAUCUUCACUUGAUGGGGACUACCUUAAAAGCUUGUUUGGCGAUGAGUUCAACUACGCUGUGGUUCCUGACAUAGGUUUUCCCAAUGCAUGCGAUGAAGUGGUCAAGGAAGCGAAUCCGGACGCAAUUAUCCACACUGCAUCUCCCUGUGUUCUGAAUACUGAGGACCCCCAGUGGCUCAUCGAUACGGCUGUGAAGGGGACAUUGGGACUUUUAGAAAGCGCAAAACUAUUUGGUGCAAAUGUCCAGAGGGUCGUCAUUACCUCUUCAAUCUCUGCGGCCACGGAACCAAAACAGACCUCUGUGUACAAUUUCACGGAGAGCGACUGGAACACGUACUCGCCAAAGAUAGUUGAUGAACAAAGGAAUAAUGCCCCAGGAGUUCAUAAGUAUCGAGCUAGCAAAGCUCUCGCCGAGCGUGCGGCGUGGAAAUUUGUUCAAGACAAUGAACUUUCCUGGGAUUUAACGACCCUCUUGCCCAGCAUGGUAUUUGGGCCUGUUAUUCAUAAAGUGAAAGACCUUGCAUCUCUGAAUGCGUCAUUGGCUGCGUUCCUGGACCAAAUUCUUCACCCGGGAAAAUCUCCUGCCCUUUCGACUAGUUUUGUAGACGUCCGCGAUGUUGGCGAGGCGCAUUUCCUCGCUCUCUCCCACCCAGAAGCUGGUGGGCAGCGAUUUAUCGCGUCUGCUCGGGAGUUUUACUGGCAAGAAAUUACUAAUGUUCUUCAAGGGGAAAACAUCAAUGUCCCUAGUUUCAACGAACGCGAAGAUACGAGCAUCUCCCAAUCACUGACAAUAGAUAGUUCCAAAGCGCAGCGCGUUCUGGGACUGAAGUUUCGUUCAUUAGAGGAGGCUGCCAUCGAUGCAUACAAGAGUCUCAAGGAACGCUUUCCCAGUGAUAUACCUUGAAUCACAAUGGGGGUUGGGAUGUGUGACAGAACAAAUAGGAUGUCCACUAGUGGCAUUUUGGGAUGGAUUCCUUACAGAAG